GGGAUUAGGGAUAGCAUGUUUAGUAUUAAAGAUUAUUGUGAUUUUGUUCCUAAUAUAAUGGGACUGUUUUGUAUUGGUCUGACUUGAGUUCAUUAUUGAUUUGACUAAAUUGGUACUCUGGGACACCUGAGCUAAUUCAUUCAUAACAUUCUGGUUGGAGUUGUCUGUAACUUGUUUAAAGAGGAAAGACAACAGUUGACAUUUGGAACAUUGCCUCCCCUCUAAAAACAAUUGUUUGGCCAAACUAAAAAUUCUACAGAAACUGCUUUUCUUUGUAGAAAAAUAUUUGGGGUGGCACAGUGACUCAAUGAUUAGCACAGCUGCCUCACAGCACCAGAGACCUUGGUUCUAUUCCAUCCUCAGGCGGCUGUGUAGAGUUUGCACAUUCUCUCCAUGUCUGCGUGGGUUUCCUCCAGGUGCUCCAGUUUCCUCUCACAGUCCAAAGGUAUGCAGGUUAAAUGGAUUGGCCAUGCUAAAUUGCCCAUAGUGUCCAGGGAUGUGUCGGCUAGAUGGAUUAACCAUGGGAAAUGCACUGUUAUGGGGAUUGGGUGAGAUGCUGUUUGGAGGAGUGGUGUGGACUUGAUGGGCCAAAUGGUUUACUUCCACACUGUAGUGAUUCUAUGAUUCAAUGAUUUAAGAGUUAUAGUAUCAGGUAGGCAGAUUUUAAGAUUCAGAUCAGCCAUGGUCUGAACCUGUGGGAUUGGAUGGUUUACUUAGAUGAAGACAAUUAUGAAUAAUAAACUGUUUUAGCUGAAGAACAGCAGAUCUGGUCUUAAACAAAAUGCCACUUAAUAGCCCAAGACUAAAAUAAUCUGAAUCACCACACCUAAAUCAGCAAACAAAAGAGUGAUAUAACAAAACAAAAAAUUGAGGACGCUGGAAUAUCUAAAACAGACAGAAAUUGGAGAAGGGGCAGGGUUUGGCGAAACACAGCACUUCUGGCACCAUCUGUAGAGUGAAAAAACAGGGUUAACAUUUUGAAUCCAGAAACUCUUCUUCAGAACAGCGGGUCACUGUCCAGGAAGCCCAACGUGGACUCCUGGUCUCAGGUGAUUUCCAGUGCAGACUCCCAGCAUCAAGGCCAAACCCAGCGUGGACUCCCUGCUUCAGAAGGACUAUUUUGUAGGUAGGCAUCUAUGCACCUAAGAUGGUACAGGGAUGUGUCUGCAAGUCCUAUCUGAAACCUGACAGUAAUCGACAGCAGCGCCUUCGUUCCUUCUCGGAUUGAGAGUGGAUUAAACGUUUAGAAGAUGAACAACAGUGAGAGCCCGAUAUUUGCAGUAGUCACUCCAGUCAACUUACUUACAACAUUUCUUGUUUUGCCCAUGGCAAGUACAAACAAUAACAAGAAUUUGAGCAUGCCCCUGGAGCUGUCUGGCAAAAACUCAAGUACAGAGGAGCAGAGGAUUUUCUUGGAGACUCCAGCAGCACAGGCAAUCUCUGGGAUAUUUGUUUGGGCAGCACUGAUUGUGACAUUUCACCAGAUUUAUCAGCAUCUCCGACACUAUAGCUCACCCAACGAGCAGCGCUACAUUCUCCGAAUCCUUUUCAUCGUUCCAAUCUAUGCUUUCGACUCCUGGCUAAGCUUGCUUUUGAUCAGUAAUGAUCAGUACUAUGUUUACUUUGACUCUGUGCGAGAUUGUUAUGAAGCUUUUGUGAUUUACAACUUCCUUAGCCUCUGCUAUGAGUACCUAGGUGGAGAAAGCUCGAUAAUGUCAGAAAUCAGAGGGAAGCCCAUCAAGUCCAGCUGUUGGUACGGAACGUGCUGUCUGAUGGGUAUGACCUACUCCAUUGGAUUUUUACGGUUUUGUAAGCAGGCUACCCUACAAUUCUGCGUGAUUAAACCUCUUAUGGCAGUCAUCACCAUUAUUUUGCAAGUGUAUGGCAAAUAUCACGAUGGAGACUUUGAUGUGAGAAGCGGAUACCUUUAUAUCACUAUUAUUUAUAACAUCUCUGUCAGUCUUGCACUCUACGCGUUGUUCCUCUUCUACUUCGCCACCAGUGAACUCCUCAGUGCAUUCGAUCCUAUUCUGAAAUUCCUGACAGUGAAGUCUGUUAUUUUUCUCUCCUUCUGGCAAGGAAUGUUGCUAGCGAUCUUGGAGAAAUUUGGAGUAAUUCCAGAAGUCCAGAUUAUUGAUGGCCAUGAAGUCAGGGCUGGGACAGUGGCUGCAGGCCACCAGAACUUCAUCAUCUGCAUUGAGAUGUUCUUUGCUGCCAUUGCCCUUCGCUACGCCUAUCCAUCUCAAGUAUACAGUGAAAAACGUGAGGCCACACCAGGUAACAUAGCUCCCAUGCAAAGCAUAUCCAGCGGCCUGAAGGAGACGAUGAAUCCCAAUGACAUUGUGCAGGAUGCGAUCCACAACUUCUCCCCAGCAUAUCAACAGUAUGCACAGCAAUCGACCAAAGAUGAAGUAACACCCAGGUACAAUGGACAUACCUUGCCCCAAGCAUGUAACCAUUUUACAGGCCGCCGAAAGACUGGCGAGAAAAUUAUCCUCAUCAGCUCUGAGGAUGAGCUGUAGACUCGAGUAAUUCUUUUAUUUUUAAAAAAGCAGAAGUGAGAUGCUGAGACAAGUAGUGGCUAAUCUUUGUCAUUCAUCCUUCCAGAGAUCAGGAAUCACUCUGUUCCCCUUUCCCGGGAGUCAGGCUGCAAUCUUUGAUUUUCAUUUUCUUCAAGCUGUUUUGACUUUAAGUGAUUCCUAAAUCUCAAAGUAGAACAAUGUGUUCAGGCAAAACCAUGGAAUUUUACUGUAAGUAACCCAAAGCAGCUGCAGAUGUAUGAUGUUCCAUACAUAUGCUUGCACACACUCAAAUCACAUCAUCUUGUGAUCUCCUUUUUUUUUGCACUGUCUCUCUCAUGCACACACCAUACCUUCACCCUCUCAUACAUUCUCCUACUAACGUUCAGGCACAGUCAUCUUCACUGUUUUGCACAUACACGCCUUGCCUUGUGAUUGUACCCCUCUCCCUUGGUCUCAACUGCAUGGUCUCUUUCCUACGUUGUGGUACAGAGUGAACAUUAAUCUGUUCUCUGGAUUGUUUGAUGCAUUAUUGAUCUGAAGAAUCUCCCACAGCUAAGGUAUUGGUUUCAGAGAUUAUUUGCAUAUUCAGUAUAAAAUCACUGAGGAGUAGAUGUAUUUUCCAUAACUGAAAUUUUUAAAUACCUGGCUAGUUAAUGACGGAGGAGCGGAAUGGCUGUCAGCUUUUUUGCGCUGAAGUCUUUUAUUACAAACUCAUUUCAGAAAUGGCUUUUAAUCAGUAUUUUCCCAACAUCAAUCUCCAAAUAACAACAUUCUGGGACCGUUGACCAGAAACGUUAACUGGAUCUGCCACAUAAAUACUGUGGUAACACGAGCAGGUCAAAGGCUGUUAAUUCUGUGCCUCCCAAGCCCCUCUGCCAUCUGGAAGGCAGAAGUCAGGAAUAUGAUGGAGUACUCUUCUUGUCUGAAUGCGUGGAGCUGCAACAACACUUUAGUAGUUCGACAUCAUGAGACGAAGCUGCCACACAGCUGAUACUCUGUGCACAAUCUUAAACAGUCACUUCCUCGACCAGUGGUGCAUUGUGCCAAUUUUGUAAAAUCUACAUGUUAACACUCGCAACUAUUCGAAACUCCUUCAACACCACCUAAAUCCACAAUUACCACCACCUAGAAGAAGGGUGGCGGCUACAUGGGAACAUUACCUGCAAGUUCUGCUCCAAAUUGCACACUGUACUGACUCAGAACAAGGUGACCAGCUGAACUCCUGGAACCCACAACCCAACAGCAGUGUGCAGGAGUACCUUCAAUUUUCAGACUUUGGUGGUUCAAGAAGGCCAAGGCAACUGUCACAUGUAUAGUUAGGAUGGGUAAUAACCACUGACCUCACCUGUGCCAGACACCUCAUGAAUGAUUGAUUAAAAUAUUACUCUGGCUAAAAGAAAUAACAAUUUAUAGUGAUGCAUUCCCGAUGUCUGUGCCCACAACUACUGACAUUACGUGGCCUCAUUGCACUUGUGACUCCUUCAUCCUCCAACAUGGUGGGCGUACAAAUGCCAAGACGUGUUUUUAAACAAAAAGGGAGGAAGUUGUGUUUUAUUGGAUUGAAAAACGUGUUUGGACACCACUGAGAACGCACAUUCGGAUUAGAUCAGUCUAAUUGGACACAAUACUCUAUUGUGCACUUUGCUAAAUAAUGGACAAUAAUUGAGCAAACAGGUACCCUAAGUUUGACAGUGAAUAGAAGAAUACUGUUCAGUGUUUGUGCUCUUGCUGUGCUGUAUAACCAAUACUGAUGCUGUUUGGGGAGGUACGGAUGGUAAGUGAUCCUUCCAUGCCAGGCCCUGAAUUUACAAAUUUAAAGGCAAAUACUGAAAAGCAGAUAACUAAUCACAAAUUAUGCCCACCUCUCAUGUAGUUAACUGUUUGUUUGUGCUCGCUACUAUAUUAAUUUCAAGAACUAAUUGUUGUAGGAAAUCAGCAACUACUGAGCCAGAUUCAGGAUCCCUAAGCAGUUUACAUCAUGUUUACGUUCUUCAUUAUAACAGGAAGUAGAGCUUUAUAAAUUGAUUAAAGGAUUGGAGUCGUUCUAGUUUAAAUGACUGUGAAUGCAUUUAAAUAUUUGUGGGGAAAGUGGAAGAAUAAUUGUAUACACUAUAUGACUAUGGGCUAUGAACUGUAUGACUAAUUUUGUUAUGAAGCAACUGGACUCUGAGUCUUACUUUGUUUUUGUCUGGUUGUUAAUUUUUAAAAAAUUAUUUGCUGCUAUUUUGAUACUUGCAUUAUUUCAAUGGAAAACAGGGUUAUUGCAAGAGUGCAACAAGUUUAGGAUAACCCUCUGAUACAGUCAUGAAUAGGAAUGUAUUUUUCUUGAUUAUUUAUCAAGGUAGCUGUUGGCAGUUGUAGUUUGCUAAUUAGCACUGAUAUCACAGAAUCCAGUUAGACGAGCAACUUAACAAAGUGUGAAGCUGGAUGAACACAGCAGGGCUUGCAGCAU
Messenger RNA from Stegostoma tigrinum, 4974 nucleotides. RefSeq names its product transmembrane protein 184a (gene tmem184a). Gene Ontology annotation, molecular function: transporter activity. Gene Ontology annotation, cellular component: early endosome membrane. The coding region runs from base 1251 to 2522 and encodes 423 amino acids. NCBI's taxonomy places the organism in Eukaryota, Metazoa, Chordata, Chondrichthyes, Orectolobiformes, Stegostomatidae. Gene Ontology annotation, biological process: transport. The record is from RefSeq and is a predicted model, not a curated record. The transcript has 11 exons.